Molecule: messenger RNA, 558 nt
Organism: Aspergillus nidulans FGSC A4
Lineage: Eukaryota; Fungi; Ascomycota; Eurotiomycetes; Eurotiales; Aspergillaceae
Product: RNA methylation protein TRM112
Exons: 2
Coding region: 1-558 (185 amino acids)
Biological process (GO): ribosomal small subunit biogenesis; maturation of LSU-rRNA; ribosomal large subunit biogenesis
Cellular component (GO): eRF1 methyltransferase complex; tRNA methyltransferase complex; cytoplasm
Molecular function (GO): protein methyltransferase activity; protein heterodimerization activity; rRNA (guanine) methyltransferase activity
Source: RefSeq, a predicted model, not a curated record
AUGAAGCUACUUACAGCCAAUUUCUUGACGUGUGCGGUCAAAGCCUGCAAGGGAUCACCUGCGGCAUUCCCCCUCCAUUUCCGUGACGUCGAACUCGAGCUCCAAGAAGUUGAUUUCCAACCAGAAUUUAUUCGCAAUAUCAUACCCCGCGUCGAUUGGGAGGCGCUGCAUAGAAUGGGCACUGAACUCAAUUUCCCAAAUAUUCCAGAAACCAAGCCUGAAGGUGCAGCGCUUGAAAACGAACAGCUUCUUAGAGACCUUCAUCGGCUGCUGCUGGAGACACAGGUUGCCGAGGGCAAGCUUAUAUGUGGUAAUUGUGGCCAUGAGUACAUGGUCAAAGAGGGAAUCGCCAAUUUCCUGCUUCCCAGUCAUCUAGGUUCGAGAGUUUGUUCUUUUUUCUUAAGCCGGCGCUCACUGAUGUCUCCUCUCUUUGAAUUUAGUAUGAUUGCUCCUCCGUCUUGCCAGCCUGCCCAGUAUUUGAACAGCCACCUCUAUGCAACGAUUUACGAGUUACAGAGAAUUGAGUCAGAAACUUUACACACGUGGCUGGAUAAUUAG